GCGUCAGGUACAGGUACAGGUGGGAAAUGAUAGAGGUCCAAACAUUUAUGAAUUUUAACUUAUAUGCGAAUUCUCAGCAUGGAAAAUGUUGUGUGCCGUUUAUCUAAUGUUACCCUGCUGCAAAUAGAAUGAGUUUUGUAUCACCGGCGAAACCACCAAAAAAGAAGAAACGAACGAAAUCAAAAAAGGGGGGACAGGAAGACAACAUGGCGACCAAUAUGCCGGGACCACCUAGCCAAUCGCAAAUCACGCCGAGUAUGUCUAACAUGUGUUCGAACACCGUUCCAAUGCAAUACUCAUCCAUUCCUUCACCGUCUAUGCAACCACCGCAAGGCUUUGUAAGUAUGAACCCUACUCAAAUGCAUGUACAGCCUAAUUUUCAAUCGAACAUUCAAUCGAACAUUCCUGUUACGAGUUCAGGUGUACCGCCACAAUGGGCAAUGGAAAUCUUCAGUAGACUAGACGGAAUCUCACGUCGUUUAGAAAAGCUAGACUCAAUUGAAAGUUCUUUAAUUACUAUGCAAAACCAGGUUAAGUCACUUACUUCUAGAGUUUCCGAAGUCGAAAAAAGUCAAGAGUUCAUAACUAAAACAGUUGAUGACAGUGACAAAAAUACCAGGAAAGCCCUUAGUGAGAUAAACAAUCUAAAAAUAGCACUUGAUGACUCAAUGUAUGCGAACUCUCUCAUGAAAGAAGAAAUACUGGACUUACAAUGUCGCUCCAUGAGAGAUAACCUAUUGUUCUAUAAUAUCAAGGAACCCUCUGGCGAUGAAACCGAAGAUUGUGUUAGCAUUAUUCAAGACAUUUGUAGUUCCGUAUUGGAAAUCGAGGGAAAAGUCGACAUCGAGAGGGCGCACAGAAUCGGAAGAAAGGUUACUGGUAAGAUACGGCCUGUUGUUGUAAAAUUUACAAGAUUUCCACAGAAAGAACUAGUCCGUAAAAAUGCAUUCAAAUUGAAAGAAUCAGAAUUAUCAAUUUCGGAGCAGUUCCCCAAAGAAAUUCAAGAAAGAAGAAAAAAACUACUACCCGUGUUAAAAAAAGCAAAGGAUGACAAAAAGAAGGCAUCUUUGGUGAAGGACAAGCUUUACAUUGAGGGGAAGCUCUACCGACAGGAUCAAGCGAUGGACAUAGCAGAACACAGGGGACCACAGCGAAGUUAGGGGUGUCCGGAGAAUGAUCAUCCCCUAAAGAUAAUCGGAUGGAACAUUAAUGGUGGUUUUGAAAAUAAAUGGAAUUCCCUAAAACAUUUUUUAUGUACAUAUGAUAUUAUAUGUUUAUCCGAAUGUUGGUUACAUAAAGAUUUUUCUUUGGAUGUGGAAGAUUUUCACACAUAUGUCUUUCCACGAGAUUCAAGAACUAUUCAAGGAGGGGGGACAGUUAUUUUGAUAAGAGAUACAUUUGUGCCAUAUGUCUCAAUAGUUGAUUCCUUAUAUGAUGCUAUAAUUUGGUUCAAAAUUGAUAAAUCCCUGUGUGAUCACAACAAUGAUAUUUAUUGCGCAUUUACAUACUUACCUCCUAUUAAUUCUACUUUUUUGAAAUGCAACAAUUGUGAUAUAUUUAAUGAAUUAGAAAAUUUUUUGUGUAGUUUCCAAGAUCUGGGUGAUGUUUUUAUCUUUGGAGAUCUAAAUAGUAGGACACGAUCACUGCCAGACUUUAUAGAAGAUGAUAUACUUCAUGAGGACGUUUUGGAUAAUUUAUUUACCUACACAGCUGAUAGUCAGUUACCUGUUAGAGUGAACCCUGACACCGGUCAGAAUGAAUACGGAACAAGACUAUUGUCGUUAUGUAAGACCACGGGACUCCGUAUUGUCAAUGGAAGACACAAAGGCGGUCACGCAAAUGAUUUCACCUUCAAUGGGACACGUGGACUCAGUACAAUCGAUUAUCUGCUAUCUCCUGUACAUAUGUUUGAUCUCUUUGUUAAAUUCAUUGUGUGUAAUUUUAAUGCUUUUUCUGAUCAUGCACCGCUGCACAUAGAAUUGCGCAUUAAGAUGAAAGAUCACCAAAACCGAAGUCCAGCCGAUUCACAUCAAUACACCCAACGGAAACGUUCACACUGGAAUGCGGAAGCGCUCGAAUCGUGCAAGGAGUCCAUUCUGUUAAAUCAACACAAAUUUGAAGACUGUUUCAACAUUGAUAAUAUAUGUGUACAAUCUGA
Saccostrea cuccullata (small rock oyster) is the source of this 2158-nucleotide messenger RNA. RefSeq lists its product as uncharacterized. Gene Ontology annotation, biological process: retrotransposition. Bases 129 to 1160 code for a protein of 343 amino acids. The transcript has a single exon. Gene Ontology annotation, molecular function: single-stranded RNA binding. NCBI's taxonomy places the organism in Eukaryota, Metazoa, Mollusca, Bivalvia, Ostreida, Ostreidae. The record is from RefSeq and is a predicted model, not a curated record. Gene Ontology annotation, cellular component: ribonucleoprotein complex.